UGAAUACCCGUCAGAAACCGCCUGAAGCUCAUUAAUGUAAGACUUACGAUUCUCAAUCACUCUCUUCAUACCUCAGCGACGUUGAUAGUCAAAGUUUCUAGAGGUAUUACAUAAACCUGUUCGGAAUCCUAUAACCCGCAUCGAUCCCUCGUCAUGGCUACUGCGCAAACACCACUCAAGAUCGGAUAUGUCCCCGAACAUUUCUCUACCCCUCUUCACUUCGCGCAAAAGUAUUUCGGUCUCGAUGCUGAAUUGAUCCCAUUCCCAUCUGGCACAGGGCAUAUGAUCACAUCGAUACGAUCAGGGGAAAUUGAUGUAGGGAUUGGUCUUACUGAAGGAUGGGUAGCUGGGUUGGGCAAAUCGGAUCUGGAAGGCGAUGGAGGGUAUAAAAUCGUUGGUACUUAUGUCGAAACACCAUUGUGUAUGUCCUUCCCUUCUUUAGGCACGUAUGUUGAUAUUGCGAGGACGGCGGGUUAAUUGAAUGAAAAUAGGCUGGGCAAUCUCUACGGGCGCAAAUAGACCUCUGAAUGGCGUCGCAGAUCUUAAGAACGGCAAAAUCGGUGUUUCGAGGAUAGGAAGCGGGAGCUAUGUGAUGGGUUUCGUUCUCGCCGAUGAGCAAGGCUGGCUCAAUGAAAGCCAAUCGUCCGAAGGGCCUUUCGAAGUCGUCCCCUUACAGACAUUCGAGAAGUUGCGCAAUGGUGUGAACGACAGUACAGUGGAUUUCUUCAUGUGGGAACACUUUACUUCGAAACGAUAUUACGAUAGUGGAGAGAUCAAACGAAUCGGAGAAAUAUAUACACCAUGGAGCAGUUGGAAGAUUGUUGCCAGCACAAAUGUAUUACAAGAUUCAGAUGAUAAGAGGUUGAAUGACAUGUUUGAGAAGAUCGACAAAGGUGUCAAGUAUUUUGAAAAGAAUCAGGAUGAGGCAGUGAAAUACAUUAGUACUUCGUUAGAUUAUAGCGAAGAGGAUGCAAAGGAAUGGUUAAAGACAGUCAAGUUUGCAAGUAGCACAAAGAAAGUGGAUGUGGCAGUUAUCCAGAAAACUGUAGCUACUCUGCAGAAGGCCAAAGUGCUGGGAGACGAUGGUAUGUCACCAGAACAGAUGAUCACCCAAUAAAUCGCACAGGACCUUCGAGGGUGUAGCUCUAGUCCGGAAAUGAAGUCAAGACAUCCAUAACAACCAAGUCAUCAAUUUUCAUGAUGUCGCAUGGUCACUUGAGGACAGCGAAUACUCCCACGGUUACAUUUCCCAGACUAUUAUGCCCUGUUCCUGCUGUAUGUUUUAAUAAACUGUAAAGAAACCAAGUCUUAUUCAUAACACCAUCUGGAAUAUGUACUACAAGGAUACAU
Sclerotinia trifoliorum is the source of this 1350-nucleotide messenger RNA. Lineage: Eukaryota; Fungi; Ascomycota; Leotiomycetes; Helotiales; Sclerotiniaceae. The record is from the annotation of a GenBank genome assembly.